AUGACUGUCCCCAGCAUUGGGGACAUUCUGAUGUUGUCCCAGAAAGCCUGGAGGAUCGGCCAGACUUUCGUCGCGUGCGAAAAUAAUGCUCCUCCCAAUCUGCGAUAUAUUGAAGUCGGCGUUAGCCGUUUGGCAAAAGCGCUCACGUUGCUAGCAGAGGCGCUGGAUGCCGAAUCUGAAAGAGCCACGUUCCAGCGCGCCGACGCGGAAACACAGGCUGGGAUUGGUAUCAUUAUAGGGUCUUGCGAGCGAACAGUCAACGAUCUGGAUUCCUUGGUCCAACAAUAUCAGGUCAUUCGAAAGCACAAAACCGUGGGCGGUUUUGCCGUUGAGCGAGCAUGGAGUGAUUUGAUGCUGGCCGAGUACGAGACCAUCCUGUGGACUACCGAAGGCGGAGACGUCAACAACCUGAAAGACCUGCUACAGGUGCAUACGAGCUCAGUGACUGUUUUGAUGCAAGCACUCAAGUCUCUAACCCGCCUACAAAGCGUAGUGAUGCCAAUGGCAGAACGCAUCGACAGCAUGAACAAUUCAGAUUGCAGCCUUGAGCAGCAGCUGGAUGAGCUACAUCGCAUAGUCCAUGAUCUGGACAUAACAGCAGGAGACCAUAAUACACCACCACCAGUCCCACCAAAGGAUCCUGCGCGAUUACAGGGCUCUCAAGAACCACCUCAGGGGGCCCAGAGAACAGUCUCGUCGGAUCCGGAAGGUUCUCAAUCCCUGCAUCAUCCCAAGUACUCAUUACCUCGCAUUCCUCACGAGCCAAGGUUGUCUGUAGCCGAUGGGGCCAGUGUGUCAUCGACAUCCUUAUCGCCAACUGGGAAUACAUCUCGUUUACGGACCUUUCUGCCCUCUAGGAAUAGCGUCUCCGAACCCAGCUACAGGGAUCCAUCACUGCGCUACUCUAGCAGCAGCUACAGCUCCUCGGACGCUGGCCAGAGUACCGUUGUAGGCCAAAGCCCACAGUCAUUAGCAGGACAUUCGCAUCUUAGUCGACAACACUCGACAUCAACGAAGAAAUCAUCACCAUCUUUUGCAUCUUUGGAGCCACGUCGAAGAGCUGACCACGUAUAUGCCUCACUCCUCUCGCCCCCGGGCACGGUAUCAGAACAUCAGCAUGUAUCCGAGAUAACACACUCCCCACAGGCGCAACAUAGCAGGUCUAGCCCUUACGCUUCCUCCCUCCUCUCACUGCCGAGCAUGGUAUUAGAAAAGCAGCAGGAACCCGAGACUACCGCCUCCCCACAUGCGGGACCCAGCAGGUCUAGCCUUUACACUGCCUCACACGUUGGAGUUGACGACCCCGACCGCAUGUUGACCUCAACGAGUCAGACCACGGCAUUUCGAAAAGAAGCUUUCCGCAACUCGGCCAUACUCUGUGACGUCCGCGGUAAGGCCGUCGAGUACUCGCAUCGCAUCAACCGCGACGAUCCUCAGGACGUGGAAAUGGUGCACGUCGCCGAUGCAUGCCGCAUCGCCGUAGUGCGUAAGCGUGUGACGGACAACGAGACGCGCUUUGUCCGCGUAGUCACAUCCAUCUGGGUUUUUGCCGACGACAACCAGGCCCGUGUCGAGCUCCGCAUGGAAGACGGCCACAUGUACGUUCCGUACGCGAGCUACUUUUCGCCGUCCAAAAUCUCCAUUACCGUGCCGUGCGAGCUGCGAUUCCACGAUACCGUAUAUGGAGUGCGACCGCCGCAGAUUGCAAAGACUAGUUGGGUCAAUUAUGUAUUUGAGACGCCGCAGGCAGCCGCACUGUUCCAAAAUGAACUCAUGGGCCGCACGCUGCUCGCGACAUUCCGCACGGAACAAACAAUGCGGCUGCACCACGGGCUCUCCAAAUCGUUUGCCUACGCCGAGCAAAUGUGCGGCCUCGAGACGCUGCGCAUCUGGCACGACACGGACACGGGCGCCGUCAUAGCCCUCAUUCAUUUCUCCGCCGACUUUCGAAACGGAUACCUCGCCUUCUACCUCAACUCUGCGCUGGACCCGAUCAGAGUCAAAGACGAGGGCAGUAGAGCAGUCAAGAUUAAGGGGUUACGUGUGCCGAUUGAGCGCAUCUCUUCUUCUUCUUCUAAAAGUACUAAUACUUCCACUUCUACUACUACUACUAAUACUGCGACGACCAAUACGGCAGCCGAGUCCGCAGAAACAGCAUCAUUAUCAGCAGCAGCAGCAGCAGCAGCAUCAUCAUCAUCAACAACAACAUCAACAACAACAACAUCAUCAUCAACAACAACAGCAAAAGCAAAAUUCAAAUCCAAAUCAAAGGGCAAAGAAAAAAAACAGAGCAGUAGUAGUGCUGGCAGCGUGAGUGGUAAUAGUACUGGUGGCAGUAGAAAGGGCAGUCAUGACGCUAGCAGCGCCACAACCGCUACAGUACCCGACAAGCUGAUUACCGGGGCUAAAAUUGAGUUUGCAACCGAGAUGGAGAAGAGGGAGUUUUUGGCCCUGUGCAAGGAGAUGCAGAGGGACAUGGUCGAGCUGCCCGAGUUGAGGGGCGUUAAUUAG
This is a messenger RNA of Exserohilum turcica Et28A, 2511 nucleotides long. RefSeq lists its product as uncharacterized. Lineage: Eukaryota; Fungi; Ascomycota; Dothideomycetes; Pleosporales; Pleosporaceae. The coding region runs from base 1 to 2511 and encodes 836 amino acids. The record is from RefSeq and is a predicted model, not a curated record. The transcript has 4 exons.